UCCUGAGAUCCGACAGACAUGAAGGGAGGUGGGGUGGCGGAAAAGGGAGGUGGAUGGAUGGACCUCAUUACCCUCGCAAUAGUCAUUAGGAUACUGGCCAUCUUCGAAAGGUUGACCGACCAUCCCACCGAAGUAGCUUUCUUCAGCUGGACACCACCUUCGCUCAAAAGGCGAAUCCAUGCAGAGAGCAUCUCACUGAAGGAGAAAGCAAGGUGAAGGCGGUUGCAGAGGUCCAGGAAAGAUGGGAAACGGCCAAGUCUUGACGUCACCAUCGCAGCCCGAACAAAGAUGGGAGGGAUAAAGCCACUCCUCCCCCCCCUCAAGGUUUUUUUUCCCGUGAUUGGCAGCAAAUGUCCUCGUUCUCCUCCGGUUGCAAUCAUUGCCUACAUUAAAACCUCUGAGUGUCGCCAUCUUCUUACAUGCAAACGUUGCGGAGGUGCUAGGCACAAGGCAACAACCUACAGAGUGGAACUCCCUUCGCCCCAAGGCGCAGACAAGCAUGACCAAAGCAACUGUGAGCACCCACGUUCUUGCAACCUCCUGCAGUUAUGUGAUAUAUAUAUAUAUAUAACAGUGAACUUCAUAGCCUCUUUCUCCCUCUCGUUGACCAGCUGUGGGGUGUGUGGCAAGGACGUCAACCUUGUCGAGUGCUCGUCUAGGAGUAUUUGUGGCAGGGUUUUGAAGAGUGGUCAGAAGAGUACCUGGUUUUAUCCUUCAAAAAGGCAUAAGGGUUAAACUGUGUUCAGUGUCUGGAGUUGGAAAAGCAAAGAAGAGAAAAUUCAAGCAUGACUUGUGUCAUUUUAUUUAUGUAUUCAGUGAAUCACUGCAUGAUUUUAUCAAUAGAUUAGUCACUGAUUUUUGAGGAAUUGUUUGUUAAGGAAAGUUUGUAAAGUGGGAUUUUUAUGGGAAUUAGACAGAAUGCAAUAAAUAUCAUGGAUUUUAUAUUGAUGGGAGCAUGCUGGUUGUUUACAUCAGUGGACAAAUGAUUUGAUGGGAGAAUGGAAAUUUAGCUAAGUGGUCAAUGAAAGCACAUGACCAUAUGAAGAAAAAAAAUCUGGAAAGUAAUUUUAUCAUUUGCAUUGUUAUUUUCAAAAGCUAGUAUAGGUUGUUAAUAGGGUUAUUGUUAGGUU
This is a messenger RNA of Dioscorea cayenensis subsp. rotundata (Guinea yam), 1130 nucleotides long. RefSeq lists its product as uncharacterized. The record is from RefSeq and is a predicted model, not a curated record. The coding region runs from base 289 to 735 and encodes 148 amino acids. The transcript has 4 exons. Lineage: Eukaryota; Viridiplantae; Streptophyta; Magnoliopsida; Dioscoreales; Dioscoreaceae.